Messenger RNA from Chionomys nivalis (European snow vole), 1483 nucleotides. RefSeq lists its product as uncharacterized. The record is from RefSeq and is a predicted model, not a curated record. Gene Ontology annotation, biological process: regulation of signal transduction. The transcript has 9 exons. Bases 1 to 1401 code for a protein of 466 amino acids. Lineage: Eukaryota; Metazoa; Chordata; Mammalia; Rodentia; Cricetidae. Gene Ontology annotation, molecular function: protein phosphatase inhibitor activity.
AUGGAAAAGCCCGAGUCUCUCGCGUCGGUUAGCGGCCUCACUGCGGAAUCCCCUCGGGGGGUUCCUAGGGCAGUACCAGGAGGUGUCCGAGGUAUACAAACAGACACCGGAAUGCCCUCCGGAGUAGCCUUGUUUCCUGGUUCUGGCCCCCUCUUGCAUUCCGGGGGCACUGUAAUUCGUAGUCCUGGUCCAAUCCAGCCCUCUGAAGGGGUAGUGACCCUCAGUUCCAGACCCAGUCUUCAUCACGGGGAGGUUGCAGGUUGUAGCUUUGGGUCCAGCAAAUCCCCUGGCACUGAAACCGGUGCAACUAGGGCUUCCAUCCCUGGGCCGGGGGAGCCUAAAGUGUCCAGCUCGGAGAAUAGUCCACAUUCCGGGUCAGCUCCCUUGAACUCUCAAAACUGUGAGGAGCGUCCCCGGAGCAUCCUAAAAAACAGCAGUUCCUUCAUGAUGAAGAAAACCUCCAGUAAGGAGAAGAAAUCUCAGCGCUGGGAUGAGAUGAACAUCUUGGCUACCUACCACCCCGCUGACAAAGACUAUGGCUUUAUGAAGGUGGAUGAACCCAGCACCCCCUACCACAGGCUGCAGGACAAUGACGAGGACCUGUCUGCAGGGUCUUCUCUGAAGGUGACCCCUGAAGCACUGGCAGAGAGGUUUGCCACAAUGGACAAUUUCCUCCCCAAGGUCCUCCAGUAUGGAGACAACAGACGCUCAAGGACUGCAGAUAGCUUUGCCAAGACUUACUCCAGUGAUUUUGACAAACACCGAAAGAUACACUACAGUGAAGGCAAAUUCCUGAAGGCCCCGAGAAACCUGCCCUCAGCCAAUGAGGACGAGAGCGGUGGGGCUAGUGCCAGCAUCAGCAGUAGUAAUCAAAGUGUGGUGAUGGACCUGAAGUCCAGGCCUGUGGACAAAGGCUGGGCAGGAAGACUGGCCACAGGAGUCAAAAACGAGACUGUCCUGGUGACUGACAGCCAUGCCCUAGGCACCAAAGAUUCUGCCACUUACAGAAACCAGUUCCCCUCAGCUUCAGACUCUACCGUGGGGGAGCAGACUAAUCUACAGCGCAAGGAGUAUUACAGUAAAGGAAGAUACCUGAGGUCCUGUUCCCACCCAGAGCUCGGAGAGGAUAUAGAAGAUGAAGAACAGGACAGUUCUUCAGACCUGAUCUGGGUUACUGAGAAUCCCAAAGGCACCUCAGGCAAUGGGUCUCAGGUGGCAUCCAACUGUUGGGCUAAGGGGCUGACAUACCGAAGCCCAAGGAACUCAGAAAAGGAACAUGGAAAUAACCAGAACCCUCCACGCUGGAACGGGCGCAGACAUGAGCCUGGGCAGAGGCAAGGGGAUGAAAGCUUGUGGCUCCAGUGGACUCAGGACAAAGAGCCUAGACCAUGGAAAAUGUAGCCGGCUGAGGAUGGGGUGAGGACAGCCUUCCCCUGCCCUUCCCACUCUAAUAGUGGACAAUAAAGACAACAUCAGGAACCAG